Molecule: messenger RNA, 510 nt
Organism: Impatiens glandulifera
Lineage: Eukaryota; Viridiplantae; Streptophyta; Magnoliopsida; Ericales; Balsaminaceae
Product: subtilisin-like protease SBT2.5
Exons: 3
Coding region: 47-328 (93 amino acids)
Source: RefSeq, a predicted model, not a curated record
GAAGGGGAGAAGGAAAGGUAUCUAUCUAUCUAUCUAUUAUUGAAAAAUGGAGAGUGAGAGAUACUUUGUUUUCAUGAACUACGAUUCGGAGUAUGAGCGUCUUCGUUCGAAAAGGACUCAAAAAGGGUCAUCAGAAGUGGACAUGUACUUGAGUAAGAAGCAUGAUGAACUGUUGGCGGCCAAUCUGGAGGCAGGAACUUACAAGAAGACACUUUCUUUAGUUAUUGUGGAUGGUUUUGCUGUUGAAAUCACCGAAGAUCAAGCCAAUGUGCUUAGGGCUGCAAAGGGUGUGAGGGUUGUGGAGAAGAAUCAAGAGCUGCCUGCCUAGCUAAUAAUAAUUAACUGCCUUCAUCUUCAUCCAUUAAUAAUGCAUUAUAUAUAUAUAUAUAUAUUAAUUAGAAAAUAUGGUUUUCUCGAUCAUGAUUAGCCAGCUAGGUUUUCUUUCAUGUAUAACCGGCCUCCUGGAAGAUCGAGCAAACUUAAGCAAAUUUUCAAUUCCAUUAACUCUAA